Molecule: messenger RNA, 3051 nt
Organism: Phragmites australis (common reed)
Lineage: Eukaryota; Viridiplantae; Streptophyta; Magnoliopsida; Poales; Poaceae
Exons: 12
Coding region: 89-2911 (940 amino acids)
Biological process (GO): maturation of SSU-rRNA
Cellular component (GO): Pwp2p-containing subcomplex of 90S preribosome; small-subunit processome
Molecular function (GO): protein binding; snoRNA binding
Source: RefSeq, a predicted model, not a curated record
GGCCCCCUCCUACCUGCCGCCAUAAACCCUAAAUCCCGUAGCUGCACACCCACCCCACCCCACCCCACGCCGGCGGCGGCCGCCCGCCAUGGUGAAGGCCUACCUCCGCUACGAGCCGGCGCGCACCUUUGGCGUGAUCGCCUCGCCGGAGUCCAACGUCGCCUACGACCCUUCCGGCCGCCUCCUCCUCGCCGCCGCCCUCGACCACCUCGCCGCUUGGGACCUCAAGCGCGGCCUCCCCUCCAUCUCCUUCGCACCCUCCUCCUCCUCCCACUCCCUCGCCGUCUCCUGCAUCGCCUCCUCCCCCUCAGCUGCCGCCGCCUCCUCGUCGAUUGCGAGCGGGCACGCGAAUGGGAGCAUCAGGCUGUGGGACGCGGAGACCGGCGCUUGCGAGGCGACGCUCCAAGGCCACCGCUCUGCCGCCUCCGCCCUCCGUUUCGCGCCCUCCGGAGCUGUCCUUGCUUCCGGCAGCAAGGACUGCGAUGUAAUCCUCUGGGAUGUCGUCGCACAGGCCGGGCUCUUCCGCCUACGCGGCCACCGUGAUCAGGUCACCGAUUUGGUGUUCCUGGAUUCUGGUAAGAAGCUGGUGAGCUGCUCCAAGGACAAGUUUAUCAGGGUCUGGGACCUCGACACACAGCACUGUCUCCAAAUUGUUGGAGGCCACCGCAGCGAGAUUUGGUCAAUGGACGUGGAUCCUAGCGAGAGAUUUUUAAUGUCUGGUUCAGCCGAUCCAGAGCUGCGGGUGUUUAAAAUCCGGCAAUCAGCGGUGGAGGGCGAUGAUUGGAGCAAGUGGGAUGUGCUAAAGCUGUUUGGCGAGAUUCCGAGGCAGAGCAAGGAAAGAGUGGCAACCAUUAGGUUUAAUAACAAUGGUAGUCUUGUGGCAUGCCAGGUGGCUGGGAAGACAGCAGAUAUUUAUAGGGUUCUCGAUGAAACAGAGGCCACACGGAAGGCCAAGAGGCGGAUGCACAGGAAGAAGGAGAAAGCAUUGGCAAAAUCCAUGGUUGCGGAAGGCAAUGGCACUGUCAUAGAUCCUUUGCCAGCUCAAGACUGGCAGAAUCCUGCUGUUAUUGUCACCGAUGUAUUUAAGCUCCUUCAAGUUCUGCGGGCAAGCAAGAAAAUUUGCUCGAUUGCAUUCUCUCCAAGAAAUCCACCAGGAGGCUGCCUUGCCACCUUGUCUUUAUCUCUCAACAAUAACAUGCUUGAGACAUAUUCAGUGGAUAGUGAGAAGGUCUCAAAGAUGAACUCAAUUGAGAUGCAUGGGCACCGUUCCGACAUUAGGAGUGUCUCCCUUAACUCAGAGAACAACCUCCUGAUGUCAACUAGCCAUAACACUGUUAAGAUUUGGAAUCCUAGUACAGGGGACUGCCUUCGGACCAUUGACUCUGGAUAUGGGUUGUGCAGCGCUUUUGUCCCUGGAAAUCGGUACGCCCUUGUUGGUACAAAAAGUGGUACUCUGGAGAUUAUUGAUAUUGCUAGUGGGAGCUCAACUGAGGCCAUAGAAGCUCAUGCUGGUUCCAUACGAUCAAUUGUACCCAUUCCAGAUGAAGAUGGAACUGUCAGUGCACGGGGUUUUGUCACUGGGAGUGCUGAUCAUGAUGUCAAGUUCUGGGAAUAUCAGUUGGUUCAGAAACAUGAUACUGACUCUAAGCAGCUGACUGUAACAAACGUGAGAACCUUGAAAAUGACUGAUGAUGUUCUUGCUGUUGCAAUCAGUCCAGAAGGAAAGUAUAUUGCUGUUGCUCUCUUGGAUUGCAUGGUCAAGGUCUUCCACAUGGACACACUGAAAAUUUUUCUGGCCCUUUAUGGGCACAAACUUCCAGUCCUCUGCAUGGAUAUAUCAUCUGAUGGGACUCUAAUAGUUACUGGUUCUGCAGACAAAAAUAUGAAGAUUUGGGGUAUGGAUUUUGGGGACUGCCAUAGGUCUAUAUUUGCCCACUCAGACAGCGUGAUGGAUGUUAAGUUUGUGUAUAAAACUCAUUAUAUGUUCAGUGUGGGGAAAGAUCGCACUGUGAAGUACUGGGAUGCUGAUAAAUUUGAGUUGUUGUUAACACUUGAAGGACAUCAUGCUGAAGUUUGGUGCCUCACAAUUAGCAGUCAUGGUGAUUUUAUUGUAACAGGUUCUCAUGAUCGCUCUAUUCGCCGCUGGGAUCGUACUGAAGAACAACUGUUCAUUGAGGAAGAGAAGGAGAAAAGAUUGGAAGAAACUUUUGAGGCUGAUUUAUACAAUGAUAUUGAGCAUAGAUAUGGGCAGAAAGAUGAUGCUCCUGAUGAAGGUUCUGUUGGUGUUCCUGGUAGGAAAACAAAAGAGACAGUAACUUCUGCUGAUGCAAUUAUGGAUGCACUUGACACUGCUGAGGAAGAACUCAAACGCCUUAAUCAGCACAAGGUGGAAGAACAAAAGAAUGGGAAGGGUGCUAAGUUUCAACCUAAUGUCAUAAUGCAAGGGCAUUCAUCCUCAGAUUAUGUUCUGAAUGUAAUUUCAAACGUCCGCCCAAAUGACCUGGAACAGGCCCUCCUGUCAUUGCCAUUCUCAGACGCACUAAAGCUCAUGUCUUACUUGAAGGAGUGGUCUCUGGUUCCUUCAAAGGUUGAGCUUGUUUCUAGGGUUUGCUUAGUGCUCCUUCAGACACAUCAUAAUCAAUUAACUACUACGCCAGCUGCGAGAUCCUUGUUGACAGAACUAAAGGAUAUUCUUUACCGUAGAGUAAAGGAAUGUAAAGAUAUUAUAGGUUUCAACCUUGCCGCAAUGGAUCAUUUGAAAGACUUGUUGGCCAUGAGAUCAGAUGCGCCUUUUCGUGAUGCGAAGGCAAAACUCAGGGAGAUCAGGCAGGAGCAGUCAAAGCGGUCAGAUAGGUCCGAUGGGAAUGAGAGAAGGAAAAAGAAGAUAAAGAAAGCGUCCGGAGAAAGUUGAGCUUUAGGCAAGUGCAAAGCAAAUAGUUGUUUUGUUUUGCUCUAGUUUUGUAAGCUAUACACUGUUGUAACGUGCUCAUUUCCUUCGUACACGAGCGUGACAGAUUUUUUUCUAGUGAGUGUAAUCAGAAAGUGCAUCUA